CAUGUGUUUUGUGUGCUACAUUGUUUGUGUGGUUUGUUGGGUUUGCAUGUCUUUGCAUGUUUAUCUUGUGUUUGUGCAGAUGUGCUUGGAUUGUGCAUGGCAUCGAGCACAUUCCAACGAGCCAAGAAUUGUUGGAAUCGGAGCACAUAUGAAGAAGUUACGAAGAGGUGUUUGAUGGAUUUGUUACAACUCAUUGGAAGUCCUUGGCAGCUGCUACACCAAAGUUGGAGAGCCCUAUAACGAGGAGGGACCAGCAUAGCCCAUUAUCACGCAUUUGGGACCUAAAAUACGAUGGGAGAUAAGGAGGACUCUGGUGGAGGUGAUACUUCAGUCCAAGGAGGCAGCUCAACCCAAGAUUCUGGCAUUGCAGCGCAAAGGGGAGCGCGUACAAGCCAGGGGUCACUGCUUGAGGAGGUGCUGAAGAACUUCACCAUUGAGAAGUUCUUUGGAGAUGGCUAUGAUGAUUGGGCAUGGAAGAUGCAGCUCUACUUUCGACAAAUUGGCCUCUUGAAGCUCAUGAUUGGAACGGAGCCCAGGCCAAAGGAAAUGGCAGAGCGAGCGGACUGGGAUGAACGUUCAUCUGCUGGGUAUUAUCUACUGUCACAAAGCUUGGAGCUGAACCAGAGGCAUCACAUCAUGCAUCUGCUGCCGGAAACUGAUUGUGGGCCCAAGGCAUGGGCAGUGCUCAAGGACCUGCACGCUCCGACAUCGGUUGCCGCUUCUCUCAUGCUGGAUCGGGAGCUGUCCAUGCUGCGGUUGAGCGAGAAUGAACCUGUGCAGCCCGUGAUGACAACACCAGCGGCUAUGCCAUGCAAGGGACAUGGAGAGAUCGAGGGCGUGGCAAUCGCGGUCGCUCUUACUACAACCAAGGUGGUCGCGGGACUUGGAACCAGCGGGGGCGUGGUGGCGCUGGUGCAAGAGGAAGAGGUGGUCACUCCAACAAUGACAACAGUGAACCACGCUUGAGGGGAGAGUGCUGGUAUUGCAAGGAAGAAGGGCAUCCAUGGUUUCGCUGCUCUACCAAGCCCGACUGGUGGACCCCUUGGAACCAAUCGCAAAAGGGGAAUGGAAGAAAGCAACCACAUGGAG
Messenger RNA from Closterium sp. NIES-67, 1089 nucleotides. The record is from the annotation of a GenBank genome assembly. Lineage: Eukaryota; Viridiplantae; Streptophyta; Zygnematophyceae; Desmidiales; Closteriaceae.